UUUAUUUGCUGUCCAACCCGCAAAAUUUUAGACCAGGUGCACGAAGCACCUAGGAAUAAUUCCAGGGAUAUGUAUGUAGAUAGUUUAAUGAAGACAACUUGUUGAUUAAAAUUAUUAUUUAAAUUCAAGUCAAUAAACUCUAUACAUAUUUUUAUUUUCAAGCUUUUUUCUUUCUUUUUUUAUUGCCGCUUCAUUCUCGUCCCAACAUCCUUCAUUCUCUCUUUUAAAUAAAAAUAUAUCCAAUCCCAUGCUAUUCAACCAUAUUUCACACCAAACAAUUUUAUUUAUUUUUAAUUUUUCGGCCUUCCCCCAUAAACAUCUUCUGCUCUUUCCUUUCUUUUUUCCGUUUUUCUUCCGUUUUUGCCAGCGGAGAAGGAAAAAAGAAAAAGCUUGGCCGACGUUUGUAUAUGCUUCCUGCUGCCCUAUAAUUACGGUUGGGCAGGACUAGAUAAUUGCCUAUUGCCGGAAGGAGGAAAAAGAAGAAGCGGGGAAGGGGAUGUGAAUGAGAAGAAUGAAAAUGAAGAAAAAGGAAAGGUGGAAGAAAUGUAAAAAGACGUGAAAGAAGAAGUGACAAUUCACCGUCCCGACAAUUCGCUGAUAGUUUCUAUUUUUAGUUAACUUUUGUCGAAACACUGGAUACAUAAUUUUUUUUUUACUUAACAAAUAUGAUUUUAAUUUUCUUACAGCUGAACAACAUACCCUCACUUUUAGAUACCUAUUGUUUGACUUUAUAUUUUUGUCGGUUGAUUGCUUAUACGUGAAUUGUAC
Messenger RNA from Meloidogyne enterolobii, 768 nucleotides. The record is from the annotation of a GenBank genome assembly. Lineage: Eukaryota; Metazoa; Nematoda; Chromadorea; Rhabditida; Meloidogynidae.